This is a messenger RNA of Meloidogyne enterolobii, 713 nucleotides long. Lineage: Eukaryota; Metazoa; Nematoda; Chromadorea; Rhabditida; Meloidogynidae. The record is from the annotation of a GenBank genome assembly.
UUUAAAGUUUUGGAAUCUGGAGGAAUUGACAACUACAAAGGGCGUAUCUGAACUACAUUGGAAAAUAAUUUUAUUCGGAUGGUGACACAACAUACUUGUGAGCAUAAUCCAGCUCUCAUCGCGGCACAACAAGUGAAAACUGGGAUUAAGAGACGUGCACUUGAAACUAUGAAGGUUUUUUUCCAGCCGCCUAUUCCAGCCGUUUUUUUCCGCCUAUUCCAGCCGUUUAUAUAUUUCCGCCUAUUCCAGUCGUUUUCCAGCCGUUUUUUUCCAGCCGCCUAUCAAAUUUACAAAAAAACCGAAUUAGUUCAGGAGCAAUUUUUGUUAAGUGACUCUGGAGUAUAUUAUGAAAGGAAAUGAAAAUCCGCAAAGGUUUUGAUUAUAUUUUUGAAUGUCCUUGAUUUCGAGUCCCUUUUUAGAAUCCUUAUUUUUGCACCUGCAGCAAACCAUAAUUGGGCACAAAUGAUGAGAAUUGUUAUGGGGACGGCACUUUUAGUCUUAGCCCUCCUCUCUUUUACCAAAUUUAUGUGAUUUUGGCCAGGUUUAUUUAAUUUUUCUUUUUUAUAACCUAAUAUAUAGACGUGACCGUUGGGUGUUUCCCGUUUGUCAUGCUCUUUUAACUUGUAAAACCCAGUCAAACUAUGAAAAAAUGUUUAACAUGAUUCGAGCAAGUUGGCCAACAUUUAAUCCGGCAUCGUUUUCGAUUGACUUCG